Caenorhabditis elegans is the source of this 1636-nucleotide messenger RNA. RefSeq names its product DEgenerin Like (gene del-3). Gene Ontology annotation, cellular component: membrane. Gene Ontology annotation, biological process: sodium ion transport. The transcript is spliced from 7 exons. Gene Ontology annotation, molecular function: sodium channel activity. The record is from RefSeq and is marked reviewed. Lineage: Eukaryota; Metazoa; Nematoda; Chromadorea; Rhabditida; Rhabditidae. The coding region runs from base 2 to 1465 and encodes 487 amino acids.
AAUGUGGCUCCGAGGACUUUUCGGAGGUUUAUUCUUCUUAUUUCUUCUAUGUUCUUGUGUUGCACUUUUUGUGCUUCACAGUCUUUAUUUCAUUUUCCGGACUGCUUCACAAACUGAGAAAACUGAAUCGAAAACUGUUCACGAUGAUCAACUAUUCAUUCCUGCCCUCGUAAUCUGCAACAGAAUGCCAUUUUCACAGGAUGGACUAAACAAUGUAAAUGUGAAUCUUCGUCAAGACUCUGCACUUCGAUAUCUUUUGGAAUGGACGAAUCCAUCGCUUCGUGAAGCAGCUGAUUAUGUGGCACCUUCUGCAGAUUUAAUGAAUCAAGGUCAAAAUACAGUACUCCAAUAUAUAACUCAAUCGACAAGAAAUCAAACAAUUCAAAAUAUGCAAUAUCAAUGUCAAUCUGUUAUUAAUUCGUGUACUUAUCAGGGAAUUCAGUUGUCUUCUUUUGAUUGUUGUCGGAAUUUGCUUUCAAUGAUUCCAAGUACAAAUGGACUUUGCUGGGUGUGGAAAGAUUCAACUAUGUGGCAAAAUUCAACGGGAAUAAAUCGACAAUUUUCUAUUACUUUCCAGAUGACUAGAAACUCUUGGUUCUCAACAUAUGUUCCAACUCAUCCAGGAGUAGAUAUUUAUCUGAGAGAAGAUGGAAAUGAUGUGAUGAGAAUGGCAACAGAACUUGAAAAUCCAAUUCGAUUAUUAGAUAAACGAGGUGUCAGACUGCAAAUGAGAAAAACUAAAAAGGCCGAUAUCAGACGUACUUCUUGUGGAUACGCGUUAGGAGAUGCACGUAGAAGCGAUGAACAUGCAUUCAAGAACAAUCAUACCAAUUAUCUAAUGUGUAAUAUGUUGGUGGCAAUGAGAUAUUGUAGUUGUCAUCCACUUAUGGCUGAACUUAUUCAUUACGACCCAUCGUCUUAUCGUGAUUUCUUGCUGCGAGUAACCCAAACAAGUGUGUGCAGCGUUGAUGCCUAUGACAACUGUGCUCGCCGUUACAUAGAUCUGACGAGAAUUGAAAAUUGGGAAGAAGAUAUUCCAAAGGAUCUUCCUGGUUAUGAAGACGCAAAGAAAUGUAGAAAUGAUAAUCAGAGAAGUUGUUUGAUCACUUCAUAUCCAGGAACAAUUGAAGGAUAUGAUCUUCCGGAAGAAUACAGAACCACUCAGGAUUAUGUUUCCCGUUUGGUUUUGGAGUACAGUACUAUGAGAACAACAGAAAUUCUGGUCUCCAAAGAUCCAAAUAUCUAUGAACUUUUGAGUUUUAUUGGAUACAAUAUGGCUCUAUGGUUUACAGUUGGGCAUAUUUUAUGGUCAAUGUUUUGGUAUGCAACUGGGUUAUGUUGUCCAAAACGUCAAUCAUCAAAUAGAAUAUCACCUGAAAUCCGCCGGAAACGUAGUGUUUCGUCACCAGAACCAAUUGUCGUCGAGCAUCGGCCAAGUCAAGAUGUAGCUUCAGGAGACACAUAAUUAUUUUUAUUUUCGAAUUUUUGUGAAAUUUCAAUCACUCAAUUUUAUGUAUAUCUCGAUCUCUUACAACUGUUUUGCUCCUGUUCUCUCUUUUUACCAAUUUCCUCCCAAAUACUCCGGUUCUCUGAGUCUUUCUUCAUGUUUUGUGCAAAUAAAAAUAAAUACGAAUCC